Molecule: messenger RNA, 4403 nt
Organism: Phyllotreta striolata
Lineage: Eukaryota; Metazoa; Arthropoda; Insecta; Coleoptera; Chrysomelidae
Source: the annotation of a GenBank genome assembly
UUUCUCCCCCUUCGAAAACGGUUCGAAAUUCUCUCUUAGAUAAUGUUCAGUGGCCGCGGAGCAAUCGCGCAAUCGAAUCGCUAGAGAAUCGCCCACGAGUAACCAUCAAUUUGGAUUCGAGGCGGAGAAAUUAAAACCGGAUUAAAAGGAACCAACUCGUUCGAAUCGCCACCAUUUUAUCGCAAGGGGGCCAUUAAGGGCGGUGAAAUUAGUGCUUUAAACGUAGAAAAAACGCAGUGAAAUAUGUGCCGCUCGUAUUGAGUCGAUCGACGAGAGUGUUUUUGAUCCGAAACCAGUCGAAUUUGAUCCGCGUUUACCUUUAAAAUAAGCACGAAAACUCGGAGAAAUGAAUCGCGGCCAAGCCGGUUCCCGGAUUCACGUACCCGACGAAUUGCGCGAAGUCCUUUUGGAAUUCACGAUUACCUAUUUGCUAGAACAACCGGGGGAUGUCGUCAAUUACGCCUCUGAGUAUUUUACGAGAUUGCGGGAACUCAGAACUACUAAUCAACUAUUCAAUCAAGUAGGAGAUGGAUCGCAGGAGGCCCUGUCUCCCGACGAGGAGUCUCUUAUGUCUCGGGAAGAUGAACCGCCGGUUAUCCGAUUCACCGGCCGAAGGAAAUCCGUCUUUACGGAAACGUACAAUCCGGAAGAGGACGAUGACGAGGAAGUGAACAAAAUCGUCUAUCCGAAGUCCGACGAGCAAAGACAUCGAUUGGCAUCGGCGGUGGCGAACAUUUUAUUAUUUAGAUCGUUGGAUAGCGAACAAAUGAACGAAGUUUUGGACGCCAUGUUCGAAAGGAUCGUCAAAGAGGACGAUUUGGUCAUCAAGCAAGGCGACGACGGGGAUAAUUUUUACGUUAUUCAAAGCGGCGUUUUCCACGUAUUCGUCGCGACGGAUCCGCACAAAGAGCCCAAACACAUCCACACGUACGACAACAGCGGCAGCUUCGGCGAAUUGGCGUUGCUCUACAACAUGCCGCGCGCCGCCACCGUCAGGGCCGUCACCGACGGCAGCCUUUGGGCCAUGGACCGCAACACCUUCAAGCGCAUCGUGCUCAAAUCGGCCUUCAAGAAGCGCAAAAUGUACGAGUCGCUCAUCGAGAGCGUGCCCAUGUUGAAGACGCUCCAACCGUACGAGCGGAUGAAUCUCGCCGAUGCUCUCGUUUCCAGGGUUUUUCGCGACGGCGACAGGAUUAUAAAGCAAGGGGACGCGGCCGACGGGAUGUAUUUCGUCGAAAAGGGCGAAGUGGCGAUUAGCGUGUUGGACGAUAGCGGUAAAGAGGUGGAAAUAAAUCGCAUAACGAAAGGGGGCUAUUUCGGCGAAUUGGCAUUGGUCACGCACCGGCCGAGGGCCGCUUCGGCAUUUUGCGAUGGCGAAGUUCGAUGCGCAUUUUUAGACGUGGAAGCGUUCGAGAGACUAUUGGGUCCCUGCAUGGAGAUAAUGAAGAGAAACAUAACGGAUUACGAGGAACAAAUGCUCAAGAUAUUCGGUUCGAAGCACAAUAUUAGAGAUAUACGAUGAACGGGAUAUUUCGGGAUCUUCUUCGUCUUCAUCGUUUCCAUCUUCUGUUGCUCCUCCACCUCCUCCUCCUCAUCUUCGUCGGAACAAGUUAACAUAAGCGAAAUCGGAAAUUACACGGUAGUAUUUACACGUAUUCUUUCGACAAUUGAAAUGGUAAAUUUGAGAAAAAGUAAUUCACACAACUUAUCGAAGAAGCGUCUAGUCAUUGUAAAUAUAUCGAACUGAAAAAGAAAUGUGUAAUAAGUAUUAAGUUGUUUGUGCUUUGUUGUUGUUUAGUUUAAUCGGAAAUAGCCAAUUUUCUUGGGGGGGAAAAUCAGUUUUUCCCGUUAUUGAAUAAAUAUGUAGGUGUUGUAAUUUUAACCGAUUUUAUUUCGGUACGAAAAUGGUGUCGAGCUUUUAGGAUGUGUACUGAUUAAUUUGAAAAGUAUUUAUGAGAAUCUCGCUGAAAAAAUCUAGUCGAUGCUAUUUAAAAUGUCUCGAAUAAUCUUUGCAUUGAUCGUGUUUAAACAGUUCACAUCCUGAUCAUGUAAUUAUAUAUUUACUUAUUUAUUCCACUUAUUUAUUAGCUGUUUGAGUGAUUAUACAGAGCGAGAAUAUAUAAAUGUUAUGUUGAUUAUGUUAAAUUAUUUAAUAAGUAAUUCAUCGUUAAACGAGAUUAUUAUUAAUUUUAUGUUUUAAUGAAAAAAAAAGCAUAAAAUGCGAUUUGCUGAAUUCUAAAUUGAAGUUAUAUUCGUGUAAAUAAAAUUCACUGGAUCGUUUGAAGGAGUAAUAUUUGUGCCAUUAAAUUUCCUAAAUAAUAUGAAUAUAAAUAAAUAAAGUUCCUCUAUUUCCUAUGUUUUUGCUCAACUAUGUAACUUAUUUGCCCAAUUAAGUAUUUUAUUUUCUGACUUAAAUACCUCGAGUGUUCACUUUUAUCUUACCUAUGAUUGUAUGAAAGUUUAGCGGUAGAAAAAUUUUUAUGUAGUUACUAAAGCUUGAAAAGCUCUGUAUAUUCACUUUGUUAUGUUUUAUUCUAUUGAGUUUAUUUAGAGAAUCUCUUUGAGAGGGAAUUUUUGUUAUUAGGAAAUUCAUACUGGACUAGGUUUGCGUACAAAAAAUUAAUAUUAAUUGUUGAAAUAAAUGAGUUUGUUUUUCUGUCGAGUGCUUCAAAGUUCGAUUAGAAUUUUAAAUAUUUCUAAAAGCGUUUAAGGCUGAAUUUAACAAAAAUAUUAAUGUUAAAAUAUUCAAAUCCUACGAGAUACUAGAAAUAAAAAAAAUCAAAAUUAUUUAUUUAUUUUCUAACUGGAAUGUAAUUUAUGUAUAAACGUACGUUAGAAAAUUGUAGGUAUGAUUUUUAUCGUUAUUCAGGGUAAUUGGAUAUUUUUCAGGAUUGUUUAAAUCAUCAUUUAUAAUGGAGAAAAAAUGGAUUGGUGUACAUAUCAUUUGCAUUCGAAUGAAUGUAAUUUAAUCAUGAAAAAAAUCAAAUUCUUCGCAGUUAUGAUUUGAAAAUUAUCGGGAUUUUUUUGGUAAAUUUACCAACGUUUUAACCUUUCGUUUGCCCUAGCACAAUCAAAAACCUAUUUAAAUGUUUAGUCGUAGAUAAGUGUAAUAGAUUAGCGAAAACCCAAACCGGUAGAAUAAAAGAAGAAAAAUAUGGAAUUUCAAAAAAAAAUUGGAAUCAUACGUGUUGAAUGUUGAUUGUUACAAAAAAAUAUACAUAUAAAUAAAGCUCGGAAUAUUUGCAAAAAAAUUUGGACCAAAUAAGUGCAAUUUAUUUUCAUGCAACAUUACAAAAGCGUUAAGAACGUAUUUAGAUUUAUAUUUCAUCAUUUUUAUGAAAUUUGCAUCAAUUUUUUAACGAAAAAUUUGAAGAUUCUCAUUUAGUUAGUCUCAGACUUAUAUGCAAAAAAUGCAGUUAUAUUUAAUACAACUAUUAUUUAUUAUAGUUGAUAAUCCGAGCUUUACAUGUAUUAAAUAUGGUAUGUGUUUUCUCCUUUGAACUACUGUAAAUUUUGUACAAUCUUUUGAAUUGUUUUUGAUUACCUCAAAACGAUUGUACAGAAGGAUAUUGAUGAUAUGAUGAGGAAAGCACAAAUAUUGUAAUAUAUCGAAUUUUAAAAUAAACAAAAAAAAUCAUUUCCGAACAACCUAAAUCAUAUCUCGAAUAUCUAGAAUUUGUGACUUUGAUAUAAAAAUUAUGGUAAUUCUUAAAGUCGAUGUUUUUAAAGAUAAAAUUAAAUUCUUUCGUUUCUUUUGGAAAACUCUUUUAAUUGGAAAAAAAUUAUAAAUGGCGAUACCCUUUUAAAAUGUAUUAUUGUAAAGGUUAUUAUGAAAUGUACGCUUUGCCACACAUAUUCUAAAUACAAAAAAAAAACACCCGAGUUUAAAUACGUUUAAAAAUAAUAAAGAUAUUGUUUUAGGGCCGUCGAUAAAUGGUUGAGAUGCAAAAAAUGUAAAUUUUUCGACAUUUGGGUCCAAAAAUAUUCAAAUCUAUCAUCAUAAAUGUGCUGAAAAUAUCGUUUAAAGUUUGAUGAUGCAUUUACAAUUUUUAUCGAGAUACUUUGGAAGGAAUAAUAUAGGGAAUUGAUUUUGGGCCAUUUUAAGCUAAAAAUGUUAAUCCAAACAAGUUUUUUUCUGUCUCGACUAUUUUAUCGAAAUAUUUGUAAUAGUUAAACAAAUUAAAGAAACAAUUUUACUGCUUCCCGAAUCCGAGCUUAUAAAAAAUAUAAAUGCUUUAAAUAAUUUGGUUCUUUUUUGUCUUUUUCGACGUUGACUUGAUUUUUUUGUUGCAAAAACAAACUACUUUAUAGCCUUUCGAUGUUGUAUGUUUUUUUAUAAAAUAAUAACUUAAAUAAAUUAUUUAAAUGCCAUUUAAUGAUCCAUUAUGUGUUAUUUGUAUACU